AUGAGAGAUACGGCUAAGAAGAACCAUCUUUCUCAACAAGAGUCUUCACCUCUUCUUCUCUUCCCAUUUAGCCACUUUGCUUUGACUUUUCCCACGUAUGAGCUUCUCCUCUUCUUUCUGAUCUCUUCUUCUUUCUCAAGUAAGAUACAGGAACUCCUAACCUAUCAGCUAACCACGGCUUCCAGUUGGGAUCUUUCUGCAAAAGAAGAGGUUGUCGUCUGCGAAGAGGAGGUGAGAGAUUUGGAGGUGACUCUUUUGCAAUCUGGACCCCCUCAACACGCUCCUCUCUUCCCGCUUGACUAA
This is a messenger RNA of Microthlaspi erraticum, 303 nucleotides long. NCBI's taxonomy places the organism in Eukaryota, Viridiplantae, Streptophyta, Magnoliopsida, Brassicales, Brassicaceae. The record is from the annotation of a GenBank genome assembly.